This is a messenger RNA of Hypomesus transpacificus, 2869 nucleotides long. RefSeq names its product collagen alpha-1(IX) chain. The record is from RefSeq and is a predicted model, not a curated record. Lineage: Eukaryota; Metazoa; Chordata; Actinopteri; Osmeriformes; Osmeridae. The transcript has 27 exons. The coding region runs from base 141 to 2453 and encodes 770 amino acids.
CCAGUAGCGGCCCAGGGAUGCCUCUUUAGAGCAGGAUACAUUAUCACUGCAGGACCGGGAAGCGUGCCGUCUGCAGUCCACUUCAGGGCCUCCUUUCAGGAAUAUGCAUAUAUAACCCUUUGACAGCUACGUUUAGAAAGAUGCCAGCCUUGAAGGAGAUGCUGGUUUUACCAGUCUUCCUAGCCAUCUUCGGAUUGACAACAUGCCAAGAAUUGCCAAGUUUUGACCUGCUGGAGGAGUUGCGGGUGUCUGAGUCCAGAGGAGUGAUGAGGGUGAACGGCUCUGAAGCUGAUGCUGUGGCGUACCGGGUCAACCCCGCCAUCCACCUACGCAAGUCCAUGAGGGACAUCCUCCCAGACGGCCUGCCCUCAGACUACUCCAUCAUCGCCACCUUCAAGGUCACCCUGGACGCGGCCAGGCGCUCCUGGAACCUGUGGCAGGUCAGCGACCCCCAGGGGCGGGACCAGGUGGGCCUGCGCUUCCACGACGACACCCGCUCCCUCGACUUCUUCUACAGUGGGCCGCGGGGGAGCCAGAUGCUGCGCACGUUCCGCGGCGUGGAGAAGCUGUUUGACGGCGAGUGGCACAAGCUGGCGCUGAGCGUGAAGGGCGGGGAGGUGCGCCUGCUGGUGGACUGCCAGGAGGUCAGCGUGGAAGCUAUCGACGAACCCAGGCCUGUCAUACGCCAGGGCUUCACGUCCAUCGUGAAGCGCGCGGCCGGACAACGCACUCCGUCGGUGGACCUUCAGCAGAUGGAUGUGUCAUGUGACCCAGAGCAGGCCUACUCAGAGGGCUGCUGUGAGCUCUCCAGCGUGUGUGGGGGCUAUGCUGAGAUUGGGCUGACCGCAGGCAGAGCCACCUGUAAGUGUAUGAAUGGCCAGCCUGGUGUCCAGGGACCUUCAGGAUCCAAGGGCCACAGAGGUCUCCCCGGCAACACUGGAGAGCCAGGAAAACUGGGGAACUGGGGCAUCAUGGGGAACACAGGGGACUAUGGUCACGUUGGAGAGACAGGCCCUAAGGGCGAGGAGGGGAUCAGAGGAGAUAAAGGAAUGAGAGGACUGCGAGGCCGAGUGGGCGACAGGGGUCCUAAAGGUCUGAAGGGAUUACAGGGAGCAGGAGGCUUUAAGGGAGUUCGGGGGUCACCUGGAGAUUUGGGUUUGACCGGCGAGCAAGGAGAACUGGGGGCGAGAGGUGAACCAGGAUAUGAAGGGAUCCCUGGAUACCAGGGAGUGAAGGGGGCGGACGGGAGACCAGGAUCUGAGGGCCCCCUGGGGCCAGAAGGGAAGCAGGGUGUUGUUGGUGAUCCUGGAGAUAGAGGAGCAGCUGGAGAGAAAGGGAAACCUGGUAUCCAAGGGAAGACGGGCAGAUUCGGCACAGUAGGACAGAAGGGCAUCAUAGGGGACCCAGGACUGCCAGGCAGAGAUGGAGACCCAGGGAUAGAGGCUUAUCAGGGGCCACAGGGACCAGAUGGUCGAGGAGGACAGUUAGGAGUCAAGGGGGAGAAAGGAACCCAGGGGUCUCCAGGAGAGAUGGGCCCACCAGGAAGACAAGGCCUUAGGGGAUUCAAGGGCUCAGCCGCCAAACCAGGAAGACCCGGGUUAAUAGGACCACCAGGACCAGUAGGGCAUGUGGGCGUUCCAGGCAGACCAGGACUGAAGGGAGACACAGGCAUCCAGGGAUUCCAAGGUGCCAAAGGAGCCACGGGAGAACAGGGAAAGAAGGGUCCCAAAGGAGUGGUGGGAGGACUGGGGGAGCGAGGUCCCCAGGGAGUCCGUGGGAAGCGAGGCCCAGCAGGAGAGGCUGGUCGUAAAGGCCCAGUGGGAGUGAAGGGUGUCCGGGGAGACGGGGGCCUGGCCGGCUUCCAGGGACCUCCAGGACCUCCGGGUCCCACCUUGCCCGCCCAGCACGUCAUCGAGGUGUGCAAGCGCGUGGUGCUGGAGCAGAUGUCCACCUUCGCUAACUCUGUGAAGAGGACGUGUGCUGCCGUGUGCCCCCUGUAUGGGGACGUGCCCAUGGGUGCCCCCGGACCCUCAGGACAGAAGGGGCCCCCAGGACCCCAGGGAGAUCCAGGUAUUGAUGGAGUGGAUGGAGAAUUGGGACAGCAAGGCUUCUAUGGAGAGCCUGGAGACUUAGGCAAACAAGGGAAAAGAGGGGAUGGAGGGGCGCAGGGAGACAAGGGCGCCAAAGGUCACGGCGUGCCUGGAUACAUGGGAGACCAGGGGCCCAAGGGUCAGUGUGGUCGUCCAGGCAGGUCCUUCAACGGGCGACCUGGUCGCCAAGGAGACAGGGGUCACGGGGGUCGUCCAGGUCUGAGAGGUCACCCUGGUCUGAGGGGAGUACCAGGCAUCUGUCUGACCUCUGGCUGCGCUCUGCUGGACGCCGCGGCCAACACAGGCCCCCCCCAGAGCCCCCAGAUCCCACAGACCCCCCGGAGGUUGGGGCGACGCCCCUAGAGACACAGUAAACAGGAAACAGGAAGUAGGAAGCUGUGGAUAACAUCGGUCCUACUGAUUGGAUGUUGAGCAAAAAUAGGAGGGGUUAGGGGAGAAGGAGGGAGGGCUAGUGGGAGAGGGAGGGCCUGAGGAGUUCUGGUUUGUUAAUAAAUGUAUGUACGUGGUCAGAUCAAAUGUUUCAAUGUAAAUAUGCAUUCAAUGUCCAUCCCUGAAACACUGACACCAAGGCAACGUUUGACCUGAUUUGAAAUGUGUUCGGAAAUGCUUGUUUUUGGCAAAUAAAUAACAUUUCAUAUACCCAUAGUAUAAUGUAUAAAAUUGACAAUCUCUGUUUGACACAUUUUAUUUAAACUGAUCUCAUAUGAGUCCAAGAUGUCUUCGAAUCUCACUGUUCUUUGUAAUAAAAGUCCAGAAAA